GAAUAUCAACUGAAAUUCCUAGUUUGUUUUUAGGCACCCAAAUUCCCGUUAUUAGUUAAUAGCACCCAUAUUUCGUUAGCGUUUUCUGUUCUGUUUUAAUUUUUUCUUUUUCUUUUUUUCCUUUGAGAAAAACAAGGACACGGUGGUGUUUCCUCCCUCGGGGGAGGUUUCUACUUUAACGCCAGAAUCUGAAACGACAACAACAUUCGACGUUUAUUGUACGUGUCUGUUUCUGAUUUUCUGUUGUUACCGUACUCCUCCAUCCUCCCAAUCCAACGUUUAUCCAUUGCCCAUACUUGCAUCAAAAUCCAACUUUUGUCAAAAACGCAACACCAAAAAUAUGAUUUUUUUAAACCCAAAAAAUAUAUAGAAGAAAAAAAAAAACCUUAAUGGAUAACUGAUGAUCGACCUCCACAAUUGAACCCCUUUAUUCCGUUGUCUUCCUAAGGGCAAGGACAACAAUCUGGUACUCCCAAUUUCUAGAUUUCAUCGAAACCUCGGUUGUUUUGCAUUGAUUAGUGAAAAUUGGCAUGAAAAAAAAUCGAUUUUAAUUGGUGGGUGGUUGGUGGAUUCGGUUUUUCCUCGAUCUAUUGAUCUGGGGUCGUGGCUUUCUUAGUUUUGAUGAUGACCAUGAAUAAAGGGUCACUUGAUUACUGGAGGAACUACUUUAGAGCUUCAAACUCAGACAUAUUUGACAUCAUUGGCCAUGCGAUCAUGGUGGCUGCUUCUGAUUGCCCAAAGGAGUUCAGGUUGAGGAGAGAUGGGAUAGCAGAGAGGUUGUUCUCUUGCAGGUUGAGUCGCUGUUUGGGGUGUGAUAGAGUGGAGUUGUCUGUGUCAAUGGAUGAUGAAGAUGGUGAUGAUGAAGGUGGUAGUGGUGGUGGUGGUGGUCGCAAGAGUGACUUUGAUGGGGAUGGUGCUGAGUUUGAGUUUGAAGCAGGUGCAAGUAAGGAGAGCAAGGUCAAUAGUAGUAGAGAUGAUCAUGGAGAGAUGAACCUGAAUCAAGUUAGCAAUUACAGCUAUGGGGAAGCUGAGGCAUUGACUGAUGAGAUUGAAGAAGAGUCUAAGCAUGUUGAGGAGGUGUUCAGGAUCAAGGAGAUUUUGCUUAACUAUGAAGAAGAGUCUGAUUCAGUGCUAUUGGAUUCAUUGAGGAGGCUUAAGCUAAUGGAACUCACUGUGGAUCUUCUGAAGGCAACUGAGAUUGGGAAGGCUGUCAAUCCUCUGCGAAAGCAUGGAUCAAGGGACAUUUGUCAACUAGCACGGACUCUUAUAGAUGGUUGGAAGGAAAUGGUGGAUGCAUGGGUCAAGGCUACCCCACCUAUUACAGGCUCAGAAGGUACACCAGAUUCAGUAAAUCCAUCUGUUGUUGAUGAUGAAGAAGGGCUUCCAUCACCUCCUAUGGAUGAAGGGGCUUUAUUUGCUGCUCCAACUGGUUCAAUGGAACUCUCACAGUUCUUUGAUGGCAUGGAUGAUGACGGAAAUCCUCAACAGAGUGGGGAAUUCAUCAAGAACCGUGAAGAUGGCAGAAGACCAUCUCUCAGCAGUCACAAUACAAUGAACAGGAAACCUCAAGCUUCAAAUGAGACAAACAUCAUUGCUAAGGACAGUAAGGGUCAAAAAACAAAGAAAAGUGAGGCGGCUAUGAAUCUAAAUAAACCAGUAUUUACUGAUUCUGGCCCUGGCAGACCGCCAAAUUCAACCAUACAGAAAAAAGUCAAUACUGAAGCCAAGAUGCAACAAAAUACAGUGAAGAGUGCUGUCCCCAAAAAGCCUCCUCAUGUUCGUCAGCUAGAUAAACUCAAGUGUUCCGAUGAUGCUGCAGUCCAAGUGAAGUUAGAAGCCACUAAGAGGAAACUUCAAGAGCGGUAUCAACAAGCUGAAAAUGCUAAGAGGCAGAGGACAGUACAGGUUAUGGAGUUGCAUGAUCUGCCCAGGCAAGGGACUGGCCACAGAAAUCCACACGCUAAACCUGGAAAUCACAAGAGGCAAUGGGCGCACGCGCUUGGACGAAGAUAGAGCUGCUUAUUGUUACCCAUUAUUGAAGCUUCAUCCAUCCACUUGACCAUACUGAAUAACAAGUCAGUUCACCAUUCUUACCUGUAUAGAGCUGUUCUGAAUCUCUGAUUGAGAAGGAAGUAAACUCUGAAACACUGUUUAUUUCCAAGUUAAAAAUGUUGAGUAUAUAUAUAGAAAUUUUGUUAAUCUAAGAUUGGAUUUGGAAGAGGGUCCUUUAGCACUCAACUGCUUAUGUGGUUUUUCUGUUGAAAUUUCCAUUUUUUCCACCCUCAUGAAUCAUGUUUCAUCAUUUAACUUUGACAAUUUUGUUGUCAUAUAAAACUUGGACUAGGGUGUCAACAUUUCAGCUCUCUUUGAAGCAGCUUUCUCACAAAU
Messenger RNA from Abrus precatorius (Indian licorice), 2388 nucleotides. RefSeq names its product probable mediator of RNA polymerase II transcription subunit 26b. The record is from RefSeq and is a predicted model, not a curated record. Lineage: Eukaryota; Viridiplantae; Streptophyta; Magnoliopsida; Fabales; Fabaceae. The transcript is spliced from 9 exons. The coding region runs from base 622 to 2013 and encodes 463 amino acids. Gene Ontology annotation, cellular component: nucleus.